AUGACGGGACUACGGAUGUGCAUUUUUGGAUUAUGGGCAUUACAGACCAACUACCCGAACGUCGCAUCGAAGGGGACGCAUCGCAGGUUACCUAUGCCAUUAUUACACCUGACCAACAAAAUGACUCCAAGAACAUAUGCACCGGAUAGUGUACUUCUUUUGCCACUUAUACUCCGUCCUGUCUCGAGAAAAGUGCAUAUAAAGAGGAAGAGUUGCAUCAAAUAUCAACGACGCAUGCGGCCUGAACAAAACAGCCCAGGUCCUCAGCCUAAGACCAGCCUUAACAGACCAUUACUGGACCGACAUAAGUGUUUCUCCCAUCAACUACAAUACCUGACUUAG
Trichophyton rubrum CBS 118892 is the source of this 342-nucleotide messenger RNA. RefSeq lists its product as uncharacterized. The transcript has a single exon. The coding region runs from base 1 to 342 and encodes 113 amino acids. Lineage: Eukaryota; Fungi; Ascomycota; Eurotiomycetes; Onygenales; Arthrodermataceae. The record is from RefSeq and is a predicted model, not a curated record.